This is a messenger RNA of Porites lobata, 3472 nucleotides long. Lineage: Eukaryota; Metazoa; Cnidaria; Anthozoa; Scleractinia; Poritidae. The record is from the annotation of a GenBank genome assembly.
AUGGACAUCGUUGUUGGCCAUGGUGUUAAACUUGGUCGGCAAGUACAAUUCAUUAAAGAUUCUGCCCAAUUUUCAAAUUGUAAGUGGGUACAAGUGGUUCACACUGCUCCAGAGGACCUUAGCAGAUACAAAUGUUACCGUGACCCCAUUUCAAAAGGUGAAACAAAACACGAAUCAGAAGUUGGGCUUUGCAAACUUGCUGAUCUUAUAGUGCCUGUGGGACCCAGACUAAAAGAAGCAUACUCUUCAUAUUUACAGCGAUGCAAGACAGAUCAAGAUGUUUUGUCCAUUACUCCAGGCCUUUUUCAAAGGGAGUUUGGGGAUUUAGUGGCAAAACAAGAACCUAAAGAGGAUGGUGAAUUUAAAGUGUUGUUGUUUGGUCGUGGGGAUGACGAGGACUUUGAACUCAAAGGAUACAACAUUGCUGCUCAAGCAUUUACUGAUCAACGGUUGAAUAACAAAUGUUAUCAUCUAAUCUUUGUUGGAGCACCUGAAGGAAAGCAAGAAGAAGUUAGAGAAAAACUUCUACAGCGUGGUAUUGUGGAAGCGCAGUUGACUGUUAGAAAAUUUAUGCAAAGUAGAGAGAGGCUGAAAGAUUUGCUUUGUGAAGCUGACAUUGCCAUAAUGCCAUCAAAAUCAGAGGGAUUUGGUCUCGUCGCACUUGAGGCCUUGUCUGCGGGACUACCCAUUCUUGUAGGCAGUAGGUCAGGAUUUGCCAAAGCAUUAGAGAAUGUUCUUCAUGGUGAUGCAUGCAUCGUGAAUUCAGAUGAUCCUGCAGAAUGGGCAAAAGCAAUAGAAGCUGUUCGUUUAAAGCAUGGAAUGAGGCUUCAAGAGAUUAAAUCACUGAGAGCAUCUUAUGGAGAGAUGUACAGCUGGAAGGAGCAAUGUGAAGCCCUUGUGAACAGAAUGCGGAAAAUGGGUCAUGGUAAGAAUUAUUUGUUAAGUGCUGAUGUGGUAUUCAUGUUGUACCAGACAUCACACUAAUAUAGUUUUUGUGGCACAAUAUAAUAUGCAAAUGUAAUGUGCAGUGCACUCACAUUGCAUUUUGUUCUUUGAUCACAUUGUGUAGUGUACAUGCAGGUUCUAUAAGAUUUUUUCUGCAAAUUUAGAACACCAACAUAAUCCCAGAAUAUUUAACCAUUUUAUUGAUAGCUAGAUGAAUAUGGCCAAGACAUAUAAAAUAAUGUACCUGAUCAGUCUUUACAAUCCUUACCUAGUAGAUUCAGUUACUUUCCUAAGAAAUCAUGCACCUUCAAAUCUUUUAUGGUGGGAGUUGGGGGGAGGGGGGGGCAGGGGGGCAUGUAGCCAUAUUUGAACUUCAGUGUUGUUAUUUUUAAACUUCCACUGAAGGAAAACAUACAAAGACAGUCAGUUUUGUGUUGGGAAGUGACAAACAUGCAAAUUAAAUUGGCUACUUGAAAUUUUGAUAUGCCUACUUUCCUUUACAAUAAUGUAGUUCAAAGCUUGAUAGAGCUGACUGUAUAACCAUGUAGGAUUUAAUACCCUUUUGAAAUGUAAUCUUAAAAUGGAUCUAUAGUACUUUAAAAAGUUAUGGUGUUUUUACCAUCGAAUUUACUCUGAAUUCCUUAAUUUUUUCCUCUUGAGCUUAAAUGUUUUGUGCACACCUUUUAAAGUUGUAUGGAAGUUGUCAAUGCAUGAAAAGAUCUGUAAUGUGUAGAAUAAGGGUCUCCACCAGGUUUAAAGGUCGAUCACAGCUGCUGUCAGUGUGACCGUCAAAAUUUAUUUUUAGUGUCACAUGAGACGUGGUUCUACACGAGUGGUUGUGGGUGGUGGAGAUGUGAAUGGGUUACAAAAACGUAUAUACAUUAAUUUGUAAGAAGCUUAUAAUAAAGGCUUGUUCUCACACCAGAUGCUUCUGAUAUACCAAAGGAUGUUUCUGUCACUGAAAAGCAGCCUGUUGCAAAAACAGAUGCUUCAACUUCUGGUUUCUCAGGAGAGCAAUGUCCAGUUGAUGAACAGCCUAAAACUAAGGAUUUAGUCAGAUUAAGUGAAGAAUCUCCCUCAACUUGCCAUACUCCUAGCAUUUCACCUGGGCUCACUUCUUCUGACCAAGGUAUGGAAUUGAAUUACAUUGACAAGGUGCCAAACUUUUUUUUACGUGUUUUAAUGGCUUGUUUUAAUAAACUCUUCAGAAUUUUUUGGCCUAUUUAAAAAGUAUUUUUUUAUUUUAGUCUCUCUGCUAUUCACCACUUUCAGAUAGACCACUCACCUUGUUUACUUCCCAAAAUUUUGCAUAACCAUUGUCUUCGAUUUGUCUUGGGAUGAGUGUAAUACCCAGGAGAAAUUGGAGGGGGUAAACAACAUGUGUGCAAGAUGUAUGUGAAAAUGGUGAAUAGCCAAGAAUGCUCUGUUUGUGCAAAGCUUUUUCAAACAAAGAGCUGAGGAGCCUCACUGAGUUUCCUUAUACAUUAGUAAAUGUAUAUUUUUCUUGAAAAAUAUACAUUUUUCAAUUUUUCUUCUUAUUUUUCUAUUUUUUUCUUGAAUAGUAAUAAGAAGCAGUAAUUGACUUGUAGUUAAUAUCAGGGGCAUCCAACGACUGUUUCCUCCUUGGGCUAUCCAGAGUACUUUCAGAUAUCUAGAAACGCAUUCUAAGUAGCACUAUAAACUUUGUAUCUGUUCGGUCAUCCUAGGGGAACUUGAGUCUUUUCGAAAUUACGAGGGAUUGAGUAUUAUUUUCCCGAAAGUAUUAGAUGCAAUUUAACGUAUUACGAAGGAGAAAACUUUUCUGUUUCCUCUUUCCAUCACAUUUUUGAAUCCGAAAAUUUUAGGUUUCCUUUUUUUAUGAAAAAUAGCCUAACCUGGAGAGUGAAAUGUGAAAAAUUAAACUUCAGAAAGUCGUAGGGAAUUUAUUAGUUGAGUUUAGAAAAAUUGUACAUGAAUGGAGCGGUCGUCUAGAAAUUUUUAGCCGUUCUUAAGUAGAAGAAAAGUCUAGGCAAUAUUUACUUCUCCUAACAGAUAUUUUACAGAAAACAGUCGUUUGGUGCCCCUGUAAUAUGCUUUUAAUCAAUAAUUUUCAGAAGCAGAAAACACUAUUAAGAUGUCGAUCACCCCACGUGGAUUAAGUAGUGAACUGGAGGAUGUCGUGGAUAGAAUGUUCAGACAACAACUUGAGGUGUACUUGAAAUACAAUAAAAGAAACAAGCUUUCUACAGCCAGCGGACUGAGUGACUUCCUUAAGCAUGUAGAAGAUACUUACAACUUUACUUUAGCAUCUGUGGGUAUGGGAUCUUUGGUAAUAAAAGGUCAGUGUCCUGACCUGCAAAGUCUGGAAAGUCUGUGGAAUGAUUAUUGUUCUGGUGUCCUGAAUGAAGCUGCAGAGAGGUUUUUGGUAACUGAUGAUAUGAAGAAAGAAAUCAACUUGGUGACACUCAGAUUAAAGACUACUAUUGAGGAAGAAAGCUAUUUGACUUGCAAGAAAGCUCUUAUGGAAAAGUCAGGUGAGUUGGUUUAG